GCCAGGAGACACCUCCCUCCUGGGAUUUACCUCCCAGGCGGCUGUGUUUCCCGACCCCUCACUUCUGAGGGCCCGCGGCUGAGACCUGCUCAGAUCCUCUGCGUGAGGGUCUCAGCGAGCAGUGGCCGGGUGCCGGCCGCACCCAGGAACAUUGGCCACACCGUGCCGCUGCCGAUGCCCAGAGACUGCGGCUGGGUGCCAGCCUGCGCCCGAAAACGUUCACGCGAUGGUGCAGCAGCAGCGUUUCGAGCAUUAUGGACAAUCACCACACACUUCUGGUACCGGGCUUCCCCCUUAACGACCUUGUUCCAGCACCAGCGAACGUGGCUGUUCUCCGGGGUCUGCUGGGACCUCUGGGGUCGGCUGGGGUGGCCACACAGACUCUACCUCGUGUCCUCGCAUUAGGGGAACCCCUUUUCUCCGUGUGGUUCCAGACACCCCUUCUCCACACCCCCAGUCUUCACUCUGCUCUCGGGGAUCGCCCUUGCGACCAGAGCACCGCCAGCUUUGUCUGCUUAGUUACUGGACUGUCCCUUGGCGAGAAUACGCAGGAAGAGAGGAGCGACUGAGUUCUAGACCAUGCAACCACAGGAAUCUGUGACCUUCAAGGAUAUAGCUGUAGACUUCACCCAGGAAGAGUGGGCCCUGCUGGACGCAUCCCAGAGGAAGCUGUACAGAGAUGUGAUGCUGGAGAACAUCGGUCUUCUGGUGUCUGUGGGGUAUCAAGUUUGCAAAUCAGAUGUGAUUUCCCAGUUGCAGCAAGGAGUGGAGCUGUGGAGGGAAGGGAGAGGAUUUCUCCAAGGCGCGAUUCCAGACAUGAUUGCGGUCAGCCUAUCAUUGAAUCCCGCUGUUCUGAAAUCUAAGGGUUCUCACUGCCUGGGUGCUGCAGGAAGAAAUGUAACUUUUUCACCUCAGUCAUAAUUUGAUAAUUUGAUUUCUAAUGUUUUAAUUAAAAUAAUUUUUAAAAUGUGAAAAUCCCUAAAUUUUCACUAAAUGCAGUGCAGAUUGGUACAGAUCAACUACAGUUCUUUUCGUUUAAUCCAGAGUUUUCAGAACUCUUCCGUCUAUAUGUGGUCAUGAGUCAACAGUUGGUGACCUUUCUCUGGGCUGCAGUUUUCCCCAAAGAAGAGCUGCACAGUUUGGCUUUAGGAACUAAUAAACUGAGUUAGAGCUAC
Leopardus geoffroyi (Geoffroy's cat) is the source of this 1175-nucleotide messenger RNA. RefSeq names its product zinc finger protein 705A-like. The transcript has 5 exons. The coding region runs from base 580 to 921 and encodes 113 amino acids. NCBI's taxonomy places the organism in Eukaryota, Metazoa, Chordata, Mammalia, Carnivora, Felidae. The record is from RefSeq and is a predicted model, not a curated record. Gene Ontology annotation, biological process: regulation of DNA-templated transcription.